AUGGAUCCCAUCAUCACUUCCGGCAACGAACACCAUUCCUCUCAUUCUCAUUAUCAUUAUCAUUCUCAUCAUCAAGAUCUUCCUCUUCUUCCUCCAAAUACGAUAAACCCAAAACUUCUUCUUCCUUCCUCUUCCUCUUCUUCCCCUCAGAGGCGACCUUUAUAUUCGAUCAAUCAAAAUACUUUCCUUCAACCUCGACCUCAACCUCAACCUCAGAGUCAAAUCCAACCAAUCAAUCUUUCCUCGUUUGAUAUUGGCACACAAAAUAAAAUCGCUUCAAACCCUUUUCAUCCUUUAAAUCAACCUCAAAAAGAAUAUAAUUCUAUUUGGUUAUCAGAAGAUUGGAACUCCCUUCCUUUUUCUACAACACCAACUCCAUCUCAGUACACUUCCGAUACGACUAGAUACUCCAAUAUCACUCCUGUCAACCCAAACCCAUCUUCCUCAUUCGCCACUACGACCUUUAUCCCGCUUCACUAUACACAAAAUACCUUUCCUUCUCUUGGGUCCCUGGCUAAUCAAGUUGAGUACGAUCUCUCUGUCAACAACUCGUCCAAUACCAUCGAACGACCUUUCAUACCUUUCUCGGACGUUAAUAAUCAGCUCAACUAUCCUCUUCCAUCUAUUGGAUACGGUCAACCUCAACCUCGACCUCACCUUCAACUAAACGACUUCCCGUCUUCUUCAUACUCCAACCAAUCUUUUGUACCUUCCGCUUCAUCCUUCGGCGAAUACCCAGCCCAUGGUAUGGAUAUGGCUCAAUCACCUUGGGAUAUCUCGAUGAGAGGUAGAUCACGAACCUUCCCAUUCAACCAGAUGAUCCCUUUAGCCUAUACCCAUCCGGGAUAUACAAUCUCUUCCGAAAGAGAUCAACAACAAGAUAUCACGAUGGGUAUGGGUUAUCAAGGUCUACCAUAUCAAGCAAUCGAUCUUCCUUCCUCUUCGGUGGAUCAAGAUCGUCCUACUUCAUGGGACAUAUCGGUACUGCCACAAUCGAUCGUUCCUAUCAACAACAAUCAUCAUGAGAAUCACGAGGAAGUAGCAGAAGAGGAAACUGAAUUCGAUUCAGAUGACGAAUUCGAUAAUCACCAAAGAGAUCUAUCAAAACAUCAAGAUAUACCUGUUGGUGUCGAAAGUGAAGGUAUGGGUAUCAACAGUGGAGUAAUCGAUAUAGAAUUAUCAUCUUCUUCAAUCUCAUCUUCGAUUGCAGAUUCUCAUCCCAACGACAAAACGACCGUUCUGGCUUUGGGAGAAAUCGCUUCCUCCGAAGUGGCAUCGCCUCAAGUCGGAUCAGUACCUGGAUAUCGACCUUACGUACCUAAAUCUUUUCAUUCACCUAUCCUCUUAUCGACGAAUUCAUCAUCAGAUUACGAGUACGUCGAAGAGGAGGAAGAAGAGGAAAAGGAGCAGGAGCAGGUUAGUAGGAAUGGGAGGUAUCCUACUAGAUUGAAUACAUUGAAGAACCAGGAGGAGAAGAAAAACAAUAGAAAGAAAAUUAAGAAGAACAAGGAAGAUAAGAAGAACGUCAAAGUUAAAGGUAAAGGUAAAGUGGGAUGUAAAAAGCGAUCAAGUACCACUAGUCGUAGCACGUCAAGCUAUAAAGCUACUUCCACUAGUAGCGUCAGUGUCGGUGGAGGUAUUGGAAGAAAAUUAGGAAAUGGUGGAGCGAAAGUACCUACUGGUGCAUUCUUAUUUUGGAUGAUGAAGAUGUUGGCAUUCGACGUAUACCCCGAAUACGUAAUUAUCAAAAACCAAGUAGCUUAUAUACCUGAUACAGAAGCUUUCGCCGAAAAUGUAUAUUCGAUCUUCUCCGAAAAGACCAAUCAAUGGACAUCAUUCCAGCGAAAUCUCAACAACUACAUCAAAGACUGGCCUUUCGAAAGGCGUGCAGUUCUCGAUACGAAAUUACGCUCUCAAACAAUCGAAAUUCCGACUAUCGAUGAACUUUGCGUUGCAUGGCGAAAUCAUGGAUUAAGUGAGGAGACCCUUCAGCAAGAGAAGCAGAAGUUGGAACGCUGGGUGAAGGAAAACAAACCUACUCGAACGACCAGACGAAUCAAGGCUCCCAAUGAGAUCGAGUUCAAGAGGAAGAGCAAUAAAUUCGACAAACUGCACGGAAGCGAGCAUGAUCAACGAAUUGGGAAGAGGGUUAGAGACAUGAAGAAACGAAAGACACAAGUCAGGAUGGAAGUUGAUAAUGAAGCAAGAGUAGGAGAGGAUGAGGAGGUUGACGAGUUGUAUUCUGAAGAAGAAAGCAAACCUAGUGAAAGUCAAAAAGAAACCCAAGCACGGAAUGAUAAUCGACCCUUGAGAGCAUCAUCGUCAUCCUCUUCAUCGUCGAGCAGACCAUUCUGGCGCACUGCCAAUAACAAGAGUCAGACCGAUCGUAAUGUGACUCGAUUAGAUUCAUCGGAGAGGAUCCGAUUGAGAUUGAGGUUGGAUGGAAGUACUUUCUCGGUCACUCCUGAGAAAUCGAAAGAUAAUCUUAAGAGGAAGUUUGGGUCUUUGAGUGAUGAAGGGGAUGAUGAAGAAAGCCAAGAGCUCGAUUGUCCGAAAGAGUUGUAUACCCCUUCACCGACAUUUACCAAUGCUCUCAUCACUCCUCAAACAGCUACUAACUUCAACCCGGCCCUCGGUCAACCGUCUGCGAAAGGGUAUUGGUCCAACGUGAGGGAUAAUUGCCAACUGCCCACUCCCGUAUCGAUGCCUAGGGCAGUCAGAUCUGAAAACAGUCCUGAGUAUAUGAAUAGACCUUCUUCUCCGAUCGAGAACAAAAGUCAUUCUCAAGGUUACAGCAAUGCUUCCAUAUCUAGUGGUAAUUUGGUGGAGAAUGAUGUGUUCGGUCCGAUCGUCCAUGCCGGGAAGAGUAAAGGAAAAGGUAAAGAGAGGGAGUGA
Molecule: messenger RNA, 2895 nt
Organism: Kwoniella mangroviensis CBS 8507
Lineage: Eukaryota; Fungi; Basidiomycota; Tremellomycetes; Tremellales; Cryptococcaceae
Exons: 8
Coding region: 1-2895 (964 amino acids)
Source: RefSeq, a predicted model, not a curated record